CUGAGCUUAAUGUAAAUUGACCAGUGCAACAGGGAAGACUGCGAGAUAAGAGUUACAAUUGCACGGGAAUGCUGCAUCGAAAUUAGUUUUGGGGGAAAAAAAAAAACAAAACAAAACAACAACAACGUUGUGGAAAGCCUUCUACUAGUGCUGUGUCAGCUGUCUCGUCAGAUAGUAAUACAAUAUAACGAAUACGGUUUUGAAACUUUAACUGACUACACUUUGCAUUAGUUGAUGCUUAUCCAACACUACAGGUAUUGCAUUCCCCAUGCCAGAAGUACCGUAGCGACAAGUGCGCUGCUAGACAAAUAUCAGUGACGGGUUCUUGAGGACUGUUGUCUGUUUAUUAAAUGGAAUCUGCGGAAUGUAAAAACAGUGAGGACUGUACUUGUAAAAGCCGUUCCUUCUACCCCGAUGCCUUGGAAACAGCCGGCCGCGUUGAGGGCCUGCCCUUCCUAACCUCCAUCCACUCAGUCAUCCUGGAGGAGGAGGAGGAGGUGGAGAUGAAGAGGGGGAAGUAUCGCCAGAGUCUGCAGCUGCUGAAGCCCUUCAGAACCACGCACAAGGAUCAACACCCAAUAGACAACGCAGGACUCUUCUCCUUCAUGACUCUCAACUGGCUGUCUCCUCUAGGCUGGAAAGCCUACAAGAAAUCCUCCCUGGAGAUGAGUGAUAUCUGGGGGCUCUCAUGCCAUGAGGCUUCGGAGACAAACUGCAGGCGGUUUGAGAAGUUAUGGCACACAGAACUGAAGAUGAAAGGGAAAGACAGGGCCUCGCUCUCCCAUGUCAUAUGGAGUUUCUGCCAGACCCGCAUUCUGGUAGCCAUCAUCUCCCUGAUGGUAACCAUGGUUACUGGAUUCAUCGGCCCUGCUGUAAUAAUCCGCAGCCUGCUUGAGUACGCUCAAAGCUCACAGACUCGGCUGCUCUACGGUCUCACCCUGGUGGGCGGGAUCUUCGUUGCAGAACUGACGCGCUCUUGGUCCUUCGCCCUCAUGUGGGCGCUCAACUACCGGACAGGGGCGCGGCUGCGCGGGGCGGUUCUCACCUUCGCCUUCGACAAGAUCCUCAAACUGCGCAGUACCAAGGAAGUCAGCAUCGGAGAGCUGGUGAACAUGUGCUCAGCUGACGGUCAGAGGCUCUUCGAGGUUGCCACGGUGGGCUGCCUGUUGGCCGGAGGGCCUCUCGUGGCCGUGCUCGGGCUGAUCUACACCGCAGUCUUCCUGGGACCCACCGCUCUGCUCGGCUCGACCAUUUUCAUCCUCUUCUACCCCUCCCUGACGUUUGUGUCGCAGCUGACUGCCCAUUUCCGGAGGAAGUGUGUGAGAGUGACUGACAGGCGUGUGAGGAUCAUGAAUGAAAUUCUCAAUUGUAUCAAAUUCAUCAAGAUGUAUUCGUGGGAGACUCCCUUCACUCAGCGCGUACAAAAAAUCCGUGCAGAGGAGCGUGGGAUACUGGAACAGGCUGGCUAUGUUCAGAGCAUCACAGUGGGCGUGGCUCCCAUCAUUGUGGUUAUUGCCAGUGUCUGCACCUUCACCCUCCAUAUGGCUUUGGGCUUUGACCUGAAUGCUGCACAGGCCUUUACCGUUGUCACUGUCUUCAAUUCUAUGACUUUUGCCCUCAAGGUCACACCCCUGGCUGUGCGGGCCUUGUCUGAAGGCUCGGUGGCCAUCAGCAGGUUUCAGAAACUGUUCCUGAUGGAGGAGCGUGAGGCUAUCCGGAUGAAGCCGGAGGAUCCCGAGAACGCUGUGGAAUUCUGCGGAGCGACAUUGGCCUGGGAAGGGGGAGGGGGAAGGGAGAGCCACAGGACCUCCCCAAAGAUCAAGAGGAAAGGGGGGAUCGAGCAGGUCCUGAUUAAAGAAAAGCUGAGCCUGUACAUCGAAAAAGAAGGGGGGAACAAGGGAGGACAGAACACCCUGCCCCUGGUGUCCAACAUCGAACAGGACAGUCCACAGAACACAGUGACCGCAGGGCAGUACCACCUCCCCCCUCUGCAGAAAACACUACGCAACAUCAACCUGCAUGUGAAAAAGGGCAAGCUGGUGGGAAUCUGUGGUAGUAUAGGAGCUGGGAAAAGCUCCCUGAUCUCUGCCAUCCUGGGGCAGAUGGCCCUGUUGGAAGGUACCAUUGCUGUGAGUGGAGAGUUCGCCUACGUGUCUCAGCAGGCUUGGAUCCUGAACGGCUCACUGAAAGAGAACAUCUUGUUUGGGAAGGAGUGUGACGAGGACAAGUAUAAAUGUGUGCUGGAGGCCUGCUGUUUAAACCAUGAUGUUUCUAACCUGCCAUAUGGAGACAUGACUGAGAUUGGCGAACGUGGGGUGAAUCUCAGCGGUGGUCAGUGUCAGAGGGUCAGUCUGGCACGAGCACUGUACAGCGGCCGAGGUGUACUACUCCUUGACGACCCCCUGAGUGCUGUGGAUGCCCACGUGGGAGCUCACCUCUUCCACAGCGCCAUCCGCGGGGCAAUGAAGGGGAAGACAGUGUUGUUUAUCACCCACCAGCUCCAGUACCUGGAGGAUUGUGAUGAGAUCCUGUUUAUGAAAGACGGGUGCAUUGCAGAGCAGGGAACACACAAGGAGCUGAUUAACAGGCAAAGCGACUACGCCACCCUCUUCAAUAGCAUGCAGCAAGAAAAUCUGAUCCAGAAGAACAUGAAAAAUAGGCCGUUGAAAGGAGAGGAGACGGCCGUGAAGCUUCUGUCUGUCAGCAAGUCUGUCAGCAAGUCUGUCAGCGUUGUGCACCAGAGCAAAGAGGAAGGUCAGCUGAUGCAAGUGGAGGAGAAAGGGAGCGGCUCUGUAUCAUGGUCGGUGUAUAAGGCAUACAUCCGAGCAGCAGGGGGAGCCCUAGCUUUCAUUAUCAAUAUUGUCCUCUUUCUGCUGACCACAGGGAGCAUCACCUUCAGUAACUGGUGGCUCAGUUACUGGAUAAAGCAGGGCAGUGGGAACACCACAGUUGUCUUAGGCAAUGGGACAGUGGUUAGUGACAGCAUGAGAGACAAUCCUCACACUCGCUACUAUGCCGGGGUCUAUGCUCUGUCCAUGGUCACCAUUGUCCUGCUGAAGGCUGUCCGAGGGAUCGUGUUUGUAAAGUGCACCCUGAGAGCUGCCUCCAAGCUCCAUGACCUGCUGUUUGACAAGGUCCUUCACAGCCCAGUGAGGUUCUUUGACACCACUCCACUUGGACGCAUUCUCAACAGGUUCUCCAAGGACAUGGAUGAAGUGGAUGUCCGGUUGGCCAUGCAGGCUGAAAUGCUGCUUCAGAAUGUCACCCUGGUCCUGUUCUGCCUGGGGGUUGUCAGCGCAGUCUUUCCGUGGUUCCUCGUGUCCAUGGCACCUCUUGGUCUCUUCCUUUUCCUGGUUAACAGGACCUCCAGGGUGCUGAUCCGGGAGCUCAAACGACUCGAUAACAUCAGCCUGUCUCCCUUCAUCUCUCACGUCACCUCCAGCGUCCAGGGCCUCUCUACUAUCCACGCCUAUGGUAAGGGCACUGACGUCCUGCAUCGGUACCGAGAGCUGCUGGACUCCAACCAGGCCCCUCACUUCCUGUUCAGCUGUGGGAUGCGCUGGCUGGCCGUGCGGCUGGACCUCAUUAGCAUUGCCCUCAUCACCAUGGUAACACUGCUCAUCGUCCUCAUGCAUGGACAGAUCCCGCCCGCGUACGCAGGGCUGGCUAUCUCCUACGCUGUGCAGUUGACAGGUCUGUUUCAAUUCACCAUCCGCCUCCUUGUAGAGUCAGAGGCCAGGUUUACAUCAGUGGAGCGGAUCAGCCAUUAUAUAAAGAAUCUGGAGUGUGAAGGUAUUCGGCACAUUCCCGACUCCGCUCCUGCCCUCAGCUGGCCACAGGAAGGAGGAAUCCAGUUUAAAGAUGUGGAAAUGCGUUACCGUGACAAUCUGCCUCUGGUUCUUAAGAAACUGUCCUUUAGCAUCAAACCCCAGGAGAAGAUAGGCAUUGUGGGCCGCACAGGAUCAGGUAAAUCCUCGCUCGGAAUGACCCUGUUCAGACUAGUUGAGCUGGCUGGUGGUUCCAUCACCAUAGAUGGCAUCAACAUCGCACAGAUUGGCCUGGAGGACCUCAGGAGGAAGCUGUCCAUUAUACCACAGGAGCCAGUCCUCUUCAUUGGCACCGUCAGGGUCAAUCUAGACCCCUCGAGCCAGUAUUCGGAUGCUCAGAUCUGGGAGGCUUUGGAGAAGACUCACAUGAAGGCCAGUAUUGCUCAGCUGCCAGAGAGGCUGGAUUCAGAGGUGCUGGAGAAUGGGGAGAACUUCUCUGUGGGGGAGCGGCAGCUGCUGUGUGUUGCUAGGGCUCUGCUCCGGAGCAGUAAGAUUUUGCUGCUGGAUGAAGCAACAGCUGCCAUUGACAUGGAAACGGACGGGCUGAUCCAGGAGACAAUUAGUGAGUCUUUCUGUCACUGCACCACUCUGGUUAUCGCACACAGACUCAACACCGUCCUCAGCUGUGACCGCAUCAUGGUGCUGGACCAAGGACAGGUCGUGGAGUUUGAUGCCCCUUCUGCCCUUCUGUCCGAUGAAAACUCCAGAUUCUGCGCCAUGGUCAAUGCAGCAGAAGGUGGAACGAAUAAGACAGUUGAUGGCUUUGCUGAACAAUAGCCAAGUCCAAGUUGCAACUCCCAAAGAGCGGCUUUUAAUGUUGUCAGUAAGCUAUAAUAACCCAACAGCAGUACACUCUAGGCUUCCAAUGUCUGUUUCAGGAUCCUUUUUUUCAGGAUCAAAAGAGCAAGAGGAUGUAUAAAGCAGCAGCUAUUAGACCAUUUCUGAAAAAAUAUCCUACCUCUGAAAUUACUGUGGAGCACAGUUGUGGUGCAAUGUGGUUGGAGGUAAAAGGCAGCGAUUGUUAGUUACCGGCUUUUAAUACAGAUUUCUUCCUUUUGGGAUAUGGAAGUUGAACAUGCUUUAUGACAGUUUUAAAUGAAAGGCCAGCUCCAUAGAUAGGAUUCUGAGCCACAUAUGUAGGGUCUGACAUCCAUCAUGCAGAAUUCUGCCCUAGAGUUCCGCCUGUGAAUUUGAUU
Molecule: messenger RNA, 5023 nt
Organism: Polyodon spathula (Mississippi paddlefish)
Lineage: Eukaryota; Metazoa; Chordata; Actinopteri; Acipenseriformes; Polyodontidae
Product: multidrug resistance-associated protein 5
Exons: 29
Coding region: 351-4604 (1417 amino acids)
Biological process (GO): transmembrane transport
Cellular component (GO): membrane
Molecular function (GO): ABC-type transporter activity; ATP binding; ATP hydrolysis activity
Source: RefSeq, a predicted model, not a curated record